Messenger RNA from Fusarium venenatum, 1224 nucleotides. RefSeq lists its product as uncharacterized. NCBI's taxonomy places the organism in Eukaryota, Fungi, Ascomycota, Sordariomycetes, Hypocreales, Nectriaceae. The record is from RefSeq and is a predicted model, not a curated record.
AUGUCUAAAUACAAGGAUAUUAUGAAAAAUGGGUGGCACCCUGAAAAGUCAGGUACAACCUUCAAGGGCCAAGUUAAAGGUCUUGUUGGAAGAGGAAAGUCUGAUGAUGCCGACACAAGUAACCAUGUCUCUGUUCCUAUAUCACAGCUGAAGGAUCCUUCAACCUUUGCACCACCUCCCAAGCGUACUGGUACUGGCCUCAUUCCAGCAGCACCCAGAAAGGACACUGCCUCGCCAUCGAACCAUCAGGAUCCUUACGCCCCUGUCUCUCAAGAACAUGGAUAUACCAAUCCUCAGGAACAAACAGACGAGCCGCCAAAGCCUCGCGGUCCUUACCGUGUAAACACCACCGGCCUAUCGACAGAUAACCUACCUAAGCCGCCUGGAAGAAGAGACGGCGCCGACGGACGUUCAGCGCAGCCUCCAUCUUAUCAAUCAGCCAUGACGGGCGUAGGAGGAGGCAGAUCAGCACCUCCUAGCCUACCACCUCGUCUUCCCCCGAGGACCAACUCUGCAAGCACAGUGGGGAGCUCGCCCGCCGCUAGCCCUGCUCCUAUAGAAAAUGGACUCCUGAACCAAGGAGCAGUGAGCCGCUUGGGUGCAGCAGGUAUUAAUGUCCCUGGCUUCGGCAUUGGUCGCUCCAGCCCUGCGGCUGCUGCAUCUCCUAGCCCACCUCCACCUCCACGCCCAGGCGUCGCUUCGCCUCCUCCUGCGAAGACUCCAUCACAUACGAGCGAACUACAGAACCGAUUUUCUAAGCUCGGUACAUCGUCAUCUAAUGCCAAUGCAGCAGCGCCCCCACCUCCCAGCGAGGGAACUACGUGGGCGCAGAAACAAGCCGCCCUCAAGACUGCCUCGUCGUUCCAAAAGGAUCCUUCUUCAGUCUCCUUUUCGGAGGCCCGAGCAGCCGCCAGCACAGCCAACAACUUCCGUCAGCGCCAUGGUGAACAAGUUGCUGCUGGAGCCAAGGCAGCAAAUAAUUUCAACCAAAAGUACGGCCUUUUGGACAAAGCACAGAGUUCUUACUCCAAAUUACAAGGCGAUCAAGCCCAAGAUCAGGGCGAUACUUCUGGAGUAUCAUCCACGGGCAUGGCAAGUGUAGCUGGAAAGAAGAAGCCACCGCCUCCACCUCCGCCGAAGAAGAAGCCAGCUCUGGUGAGCGCAUCGGCUCCUACUGACGAUGAACCACCGCCGAUUCCCAUGGCAACAAGGCCCCAGUUUUGA